Messenger RNA from Bolinopsis microptera, 1569 nucleotides. Its product is annotated as arginine kinase Lit v 2-like. Gene Ontology annotation, biological process: phosphocreatine biosynthetic process. The record is from RefSeq and is a predicted model, not a curated record. Gene Ontology annotation, molecular function: creatine kinase activity. The transcript has a single exon. Bases 44 to 1207 code for a protein of 387 amino acids. Lineage: Eukaryota; Metazoa; Ctenophora; Tentaculata; Lobata; Bolinopsidae.
UGUUUCUAAUGAGUUAGUGUAUCUUACAGCUGAUAGCAACAUCAUGUCUAGGAGAUUAUUGGCAGCUAUGGCAAAGGUUAUCGACCCCUACUACGACCUGAUCUUGGACGAGGAUCUGGCCAAGAACGAGUACCCCAAAGCUUUGGACGAGCACCAGAAGCAGGAGAAGCAGAGCAUCAUGGCCCAGUGCAUGACAAAGGAAGUCUGGGACAAGUACAAGGACCACAAGACGAAGAACGGCUGGACCCUGGCCCGAUCCAUCAACACUGGAAUAAUCAACCCAGACAGUUUCCUGGGAUGUCACGCUGGAGACAUGGAGAGCUACUCCGAGUUUGGAGCCCUGUUCAAGGGUGUUGUAGAAAAGUACCACGUUGGUUUCGACAUGGAGACCAUGAAGCACGUCACCGAUAUGGACGUCAACAAGAUUGGAACUGCACUCUCUGAUCACGCCCAGAAGAAGAUCAUUUCCACAAGAAUCAGGUGCGCAAGAAACCUCAGUUUCUUCCCCUUGAACACUUGCGGAACCAAGGAAUCCAGAGAGGAGAUCUCCACUCUUAUGGAAGGAGUCUUCAGCACCUUCACUGGAGAUCUGGCUGGAAAGUUCUACAGACACACCACCAUGUCAGAAGAUGAGAUUAAAGAGCUGGUUGACAAGCAUUUCCUCUUCAGGGGAAAGGAUAAGAUGCAGGCUGCUAGUGGUUACCACGCUGAUUGGCCCCAUGGCAGAGGUAUCUUUGUAAGCAAGGAUGAGAAGUUCCUGAUGUGGCUGAACGAGGGUGAUCAUCUGAGAAUCAUAUCCAUGGAACAAGGUGGUGAUAUCCCAUCUGUCUUCGACAGGCUCGGCCGAGGAGCUGCUGCUGUAGAGAAGGGUCUUCAGGAGGUAACGAAAAGGGACGAAGUGUACAUGAGUCAUCCCGUUCUUGGUAUGAUUACCUGUUGCCCCACCAACAUUGGAACUGGAAUGAGAGGCAGCGUCCACAUCAUCAUCCCAAAACUGAUCGCAAAGAUCGGAUUCGAAGGUAUCGACAAGGUAGCCAGGUCUAUGAACUGCCAGGCUCGAGGAAGCACCGGAGAACACAGCGAGGUUAUUGACCGUGUGGAUAUUUCAAACUGGAGACGCCUGGGAUAUCCUGAGUACAACCUGGUUGAGGACAUGAUCAAGUGUGUCAACGUCAUCAGCCAGAUGGAGGACGAGAUCGACGGAUAAGCGAACGGUGUGGUAGUGUUUAACUUGAAUGUUCAAUGUGUGAACCUUUUUGAACUAUUUCAAAGUGUGAUGGACAAUAUGUGAAGUAUUGUUCUGGACUGCGUUUUGAACCGUUCGUUUUUCGGACUAAGCUUGAAAUCGGCAGAUUUUCAACUGAAGAAUUUUAUUUUUGAAUUGUUUUUCAUGUUUACUGUAUAGAUCUUAGUUUUAUACCCUGGUUUUAUGUUGGAAAUCUUUUAUUUGAAAUGUAGAAAAUAUCCUUGUACAUAGAGUAAAUACUUAAAUCCUGAACGUAUAUUUUUCUAUAUUACAUUUGCUGUCCAUUUAUAUGAAUCUGAUUAUGAAUGUUAGAAAUGCAUCAA